This is a messenger RNA of Pistacia vera, 1329 nucleotides long. Its product is annotated as nucleolar protein 10-like. Gene Ontology annotation, molecular function: protein binding. The record is from RefSeq and is a predicted model, not a curated record. Lineage: Eukaryota; Viridiplantae; Streptophyta; Magnoliopsida; Sapindales; Anacardiaceae. Gene Ontology annotation, cellular component: nucleolus; 90S preribosome; small-subunit processome. The coding region runs from base 1 to 1329 and encodes 442 amino acids. The transcript has 10 exons. Gene Ontology annotation, biological process: maturation of SSU-rRNA from tricistronic rRNA transcript (SSU-rRNA, 5.8S rRNA, LSU-rRNA).
AUGGUUUUGAUGAAGGUAUUUGCUCCCAAUGUGCAUUGUUCAGAGAUGCAUUUUGGUUUUGAUGAAGAGAUGGGAAGGAAAGAAAGUAUUGUACACAUGAUCAAGAAUGAUAGCAUAUCUAUCCUAUUUGUUUCACCUGAAAUUGUUAUCUUACUAUAUUUUCCAUCUUUGCAGGAGGUUACUGCAUUGCAGUUUGACACAGAUGGGGGUUUCCAAAUGGGAGUUGGAAGUAGCACGGGGAAGGUGUUGCUUUAUGAUUUGCAAUCCUCAUAUCCUAUACGAAUCAAGGAUCACAUGUAUGGAAGUCCAAUAUUGGAUAUUCAGUGGCAUCAUAGUCUUAACACUGAACGACCAAAGUUAAUUACAAUAGACAGUAAGAUGGCUGGCGUCAGGUCCACUCACCCCACAAAGGUCAGACCAUUGGGACAACCACCGUCUGUUCCCGUUAGGAUAGUGGGUGCGCGUCAGGGAGAAGGCAGGACCCCGAUUGAACCAUCAGGUGGGAAGAUAAAUGAUAUAUGUGUGUUCAAAGACAGCGGGUUGGUGUUGCUGGCUUUAGCUAGCAGCCAGGUACCAGCUUACUUCAUACCUGAUUUGGGAACUAGUCCCAAAUGGUGUGCUCCAAUGGAAAACAUGACGGAAGAGCUAGAGGAAGGUGGACAAACAACCAUAUAUGAUAACUACAAGUUUUUUACUAGAGAAGAUCUUGAAAAGUUGAAUUUGACCAGUCUGAUUGGCACCAAUCUUCUAAGAGCUUACAUGCAUGGCUUCUUUAUUGAUUAUCGACUAUAUAAGAAGGCAAAGGCAAUAGCAGAUCCUUUUGCAUAUGAAACCCAUAAAGAGGAGCAGAAACAAAGGAAACUUGAAGAGCAACGUGCAUCUAGAAUUACGCUUAAAAGGAAAUUACCCAAUGUUAACUGUGGUCUUGCAGCUCGUAUCCUUGAAAAUGAAGAAGCUGAAGAUGAAAGUAAAGAUGUUGAUGACAACGAGACUAAGAAGAAAUCCAAGAAGAAGAAAGGCCUUGGCAGUGAUGUUUUCAAAGAUGAACGAUUUGUAGCAAUGUUUGAAAUUAAGCAAUCUGAAGCAUUUUGGAACCGUGUAUCACUUGCAAAAGAGGACGCUCUUCCUAUGGGAGAGAGGUUGAAGGCUCUCCAAAAUGAUCGGCAGGCUUCUGGUCUCCCAAGUGAUGUGAAGUUGGGACCAGGAGGUUGGCGAGAGAUUUCUUUCAUUACUAGAAACUCGACCAAGUACGAGGAAGAUAAGGAGGACAAAGAGGCACAUCAUGUAAAGAGGAGAGGAAUACAAUCAUUAGGGCUGAAAACCAGAUAG